Messenger RNA from Arachis duranensis, 948 nucleotides. RefSeq lists its product as uncharacterized. NCBI's taxonomy places the organism in Eukaryota, Viridiplantae, Streptophyta, Magnoliopsida, Fabales, Fabaceae. The transcript has 5 exons. The record is from RefSeq and is a predicted model, not a curated record. The coding region runs from base 1 to 948 and encodes 315 amino acids.
AUGUCAACAAAGAAAGUGACAAGAGUUGACGAUGAAGGGCAAAGCAAAAUGCCAGGCAAGAAGAUAACAAACAACAAAGACAACUCAAUUAAUGAAGGUGAGGGUCAAAUCAAGAUGCCAAUGGAGAAAUUCAAAGAAGAAAAUCAUAUAGUCAAGAUGAAAUCCAAUAUACAUGAGGGUCAAAGUGGGAAGAAGCCAACUAGAAAGAAGGUGCCAAUGAAGAAAUCAAAGGUGAAAGAUGAAAAAGCCAAGAUGAACAUCAAUGGCGGUGAUGGUCAAAGCAAGAAGCUGACCGAUAAGAAAAUGCCAAUGAAGAAAUCAAAUGAAGAAGAUGCCAACGAAGAAGAACACAAGAUCGAGUCUCUUAUCCCAGCUAUGACUUUAGAUGAAUUCUUCAAAAAAUAUGGGAUAUCAUUGGAUGAAAACGAUGAAGAAUAUGAAUAUGAUUAUGAUGAUCACAAUCCAAGUGUUGGGGAUAGUAGUAACAGUCAACACGGUACCAAAAAAAAAGUUUGUGGUCCCACCCAACUCAAGCAUAUUCAUGCUAUGGAGAGACAAAUAGAGUUAACAUGGUACAACGGCAAACCCAUAGGCCCAACAAAGACACAGGUUCAAUUGUUUAGUCAGUUCUUGGGUACAAUUGCAAGAAACUCUAAUUUAGUCAUGUUAUUAUAUACUAAUUGGCAAGCUGUGUCCAAUGAGACUAAAACUUCAAUGUUGGAUUAUGCAAAGGUUAUUUCUGACAAAAAUCGUGAAAACAGAUCCAAGCAAAAAUGGAAUCAUCGAAUGGGUCCAAUUAGUUUUGAAUUAGUACGCGAUGAAUUGCGUGCAACGAAGGAGGACAAUGAAGAUCCAUCACAAGCUGAUAUGUUUGUUGUAACUCGUACAAAUAAAAAAGGAGAGACUGAUUCGGGAACACAAGAGACAACUCAAGAAGACAUGAUGUGA